GCUGCAGCUGCCGUACACUGUAAUAACCAUAGGUCAUAAUAACCUGUUCUCCGUGCAGGAUGUCUGCGGCGCCUCACUCGAUGGCUGCGGUCUGUCAGGUGACGUCCACCCCCGACAAACAGGCCAACUUCUCUGCCUGUAAACGGUUGGCGGAGGAGGCCAAGGAGCGAGGGGCCGGCAUGGUCUUCCUGCCCGAGGGCUUCGACUACAUCGGAUCCAGUCGAGAGGAGACGCUGUCGCUGUCUGAGCCCCUGACAGGAGACACCAUCUCCCGAUACGCUCAGUUAGCCAGGAAGCUGGAGGUGUGGCUGUCUCUCGGAGGGUUUCAUGAACGAGGACCUGAGUGGGAGAGGGACAGACGAAUCUACAACAGUCACAUCAUAAUGAAUGAUAAAGGGGACAUUGUGUCCGUCUACAGGAAGUCCCAUUUGUUUGAUGUGGAGCUGCCAGAAAAAGGUGUGUCCCUCAGAGAAAGUGGCUUCACCAUCCCUGGACCCGUCCUCGUGUCUCCGGUGCAAACUCCCAUCGGCAAGCUUGGUUUGGGAAUCUGCUACGACCUGAGAUUUCCUGAGUUAUCUCUGGCCCUGCGGCGGCACGGGGCCGACGUCCUGACGUAUCCAUCCGCCUUCACUGUAGCCACAGGAGCGGCUCACUGGGAGGUGUUACUGCGUGCACGAGCUAUCGAGACCCAGUGCUUUGUCUUGGCCGCAGCUCAGGUCGGUCGGCACCACGAGAAGCGCUCGUCGUACGGCCACGCCCUCGCAGUGGACCCCUGGGGCGAGGUGCUGGGCGACUGCGGAGGCGAGAGUCCUGGCAUGGUGCUCGUGAAGAUCAACCUGGACCAAGUGAGCAGCACUCGGAGAAACAUGCCGGUCCAACAGCACCGCAGAGACACGGGCUUCUAUCUCAGUCUGGAGUAGGGUUGGGCGGUCAUAAGGUAAUAAGGUAAUAAGGUAGUAAGGUAAUAAGGUAGUAAGGUAGUAAGGUAAUAAGGUAGUAAGGUAGUAAGGUAGUAAGGUAGUAAGGUAAUAAGGUAGUAAGGUAUACCGGCGGUGUCUUUCAAUAGCCACGGUAUCAGUUUCAAUACCGUCAUUAAAAAAAAUUGCACUUGUAUAGUCGGCAGUCUGGCAGUAUUUCAUGUUCUGUGCAAACGAGAAGUGUAAACACUGACGAGGCCAUUUGCCCGCUCACUGCUGCGACGAUGCAUUUGGCCCCGAGUUCACUCAGUGCAACAGUUUCAGCGCCUCCCGCUGAUGCAGAUGCAGGACCAUCAACAACUAAGUCCAGCACCACUCAUACACAGCCCACAAUAAUGGGGGCCUUCGGGAAAACAACGAAGUUCAAAAGGGUGCGUCUGUGCCACAAGCAGGAAAAGUUGUAAGUCCACAACGUUCCCUGUUGAAGCCACCCAGCUCACAUUGGCACUGUGUGUGUGUGUUAUUUGUUUCUUUUACGUUUUCCACUUUUUAAUAAGCUGCUCUAUUUUUAUUAUUCAAAGUUGUUCAGUCUGUGAGUGAUGUAAUUGAAUUGAUGUGUGUGCAGUGCAUUCGGUGCAAAAACUUUUGUGGAUGGUCAGUUUAAUUUAAUUGUUUAACUCUUGUAUUUGCACUCUUUAAGCUGUUGCUAAUAAAAGCAUGACAGCGCUGAUGUGCACGUGUAAAUGAUAUGAUCAGUAUAAAACAUAAAAUGUGGAGACGGUAUGAAGGUAUCAAAAUUUGGAUACCGCCCAACCCUAGUCUGGAAGAAACGUGACUUCAAGAGAGGAGCAAGUUGAAAUGAAAAGAAAACAGGAUGUUGUCAGAAGAGAAGAUAUAAAGUCAAGAACAUAUUUCAAAAACAGUUUCUGUCUGAUAACUGAGAGAUUGUUAUUCGAGAUGAAGGAUCCUGCUCGAUCAGAAACACCAGAGAUGGACGUGAUAAUAAGUGAAGACCGACUUGAUGGAGCUUUUAAUCAAUAUAUAUUUAAAGGUGUCAAUACAAUUGUGGGGUCAUAGAAGGAGCUGCUUAUGAAGGAUAAUAGUAUAUAUACAUAUAUAUAUAUAAUAAAAUGACUUAGGUUUGUCUGUAAUGUUUCAUACAGAAGGUGAAAGGAGGAGCUUCACAAUGAACCAGUUUCAGAUACUUUAUUGAUCCUGAGGGAAAUAAAAGACUUCAUCUGAGUGAAAUGAUUCCAUAUAUACAUCCCUGAUUUAAUGUGCAUCACGUGUCAAUAUGUCAUUAAAUACUGUCACCGA
Paralichthys olivaceus (Japanese flounder) is the source of this 2234-nucleotide messenger RNA. The record is from RefSeq and is a predicted model, not a curated record. NCBI's taxonomy places the organism in Eukaryota, Metazoa, Chordata, Actinopteri, Pleuronectiformes, Paralichthyidae.